AUGACAUUCUCGUGCUCAAGAUCAUCGUGGAGAAAAGAUUACCUAGAGCACAUCAAGAUUGUCACGGAUCGAGCAUCACCCGGCCUAAGACUGGUGCACAACAAGGUUUGUGCAAGAUCUAGAUUUGAGACAUCCUUGUAAUCCUCUCCAUUGGUAGAUUAACUUUUAAUUCGAACUAGUUUUAUCAUUUAUUUUAUCAUUCCAUUGUGUUAGAUUCAUUCUCUCCCCUUUGUCACGCUUUUCAUAACUCUUGUCUUCACUUGUUUACAUUUAAUUCUACCUUUCACAAUAUCACAGCUAUAUAUAUAUAUAUAUUUAUAUAAGAAAUAAAAUAAGUAGAAUUCGUAUUCUUAUUACCCAUGCUUCCUGAAGAUCGACCCUUACUUAUCAGAAAUAGAAAAUUGAGGUUUUAUAUAUAUUAUUUGCAUGAACUUAGUUGCAUCACGAUGACGUAUUUAACCUCUAAUUCGAGUUCAUCAAUACUUACGCUUAAGACCUUAGAUUCGUGAUUGAAUCACUCUGCCCACGCCAAGAUUUUGCGACUAGAGAAUCUCUUAGUUCUCUUUCACCGUCUUCUUUGCAUCACGCACAAUCAUUAUCUCUUCAUGAAUUGCGCUGAAUGUUGUUAACAAUGUCAGUUGGUCUUUCUUCUUGAGUACAUUCUCUUUGACUAUCACUUGCCAAAGAUCGUGAGAAUCAAGAUAUACCUCCAUAUUCAUCACCCAGAUGUAGUAAUUUAUCUUCAAGAGCUUAAGGGAUGGUGCCAAUGUCAUCAUCUCCCCCCCACACUCACCGGAGGUACUCGUCUCACCUCCUUUCUUUGUCAUCUUCUUGAUCCUAUCGAACCGAGUGGCUCUAAUACCACUUGUUGGCUUCGAAAGCCUAAAUACACUUUAGAAAUAGAGGUAAAAGACAAGAAGGUAACAUGAACAAAGAACUAUAUAGAAAUGAUUAUUCUUCGCUAUUCCUUUUGUCGAACUCAUAUCCCUUUAUAUAGGGAAGCCAAUCAUUGAAAGAGAGAGAGUGCAUCUAAUUAACUUUCAAUGACCUAGCUAGUCAUCCGAUGUGGCAGCACCACCACCGUUAUAACUCGCAGUGAUGAGUGACUGCAAUUGAUCUUGCAAAACAAACAUAAUGAAAAAAAACAAAAACAAAAAAUACUCAAGUUAUCUAUUUCAGAAAAUAUCACCAGUUGUUGGCAAUUGACGAUGGAGUAGGAGCAGCUCCUUAGUAACCCUUCUUUUGUUGGUACAAUUAGAUGAAUUUCUAUACAAAAUGACAAAAAAUUCUCAAGGGUUUGAACACGAUAAUUGUUGGUGUGAUUAUUUCGGUUAGAAAGCAAGAACAAACUAGGACGUAAAAAAAGGAGGAUACAGUAGUGGUGUGGUAGCCUCGAGGAAGGAGUUGCUGAUGGAUCUAUCGAGGAGGAUAUGUGA
Spirodela intermedia is the source of this 1436-nucleotide messenger RNA. Lineage: Eukaryota; Viridiplantae; Streptophyta; Magnoliopsida; Alismatales; Araceae. The record is from the annotation of a GenBank genome assembly.